Cylindrotheca closterium is the source of this 888-nucleotide messenger RNA. The record is from the annotation of a GenBank genome assembly. NCBI's taxonomy places the organism in Eukaryota, Bacillariophyta, Bacillariophyceae, Bacillariales, Bacillariaceae.
AUGUCCAAUCAAUCUGAAAGUGGAAGGCCCAGAAAGCGGACGAAAAUUGUUCAAACAGCACUGGGAUUCGAUGCCGAAAGGGAGGAAGAUGAUCAUUCUCUUCUGACAAAUGUUUUGCAGUUUGUUGCCACUUCCGAGGUCCUAGCUCGGACCCGUCAAGUUUGUCGUGCCUUUCGAAAAUGCUCAGACGCGAUUGCAUCAGUUCAGACUGCGACGUUGAUUGGAGGAAGUGUCAGACCAAUGAUCGGGCAGUCAAUUGUGGGCCUCCUGCAUGGAGCUGAAGAAACGGAUGAGAGAACGCGUGAUGCCUUGAAAGAAUGGGAUCCCGAGAUUCGGAAUGAGGGUUUUGACAUUGGCUUGCCGACUAAAAAAGAAGAAGAGAACCAAAGGUGGACUAUACUUGCACAAGUCCCCUGUGAUCUCAUGGCACCUGGGGCAAAUGUGCCAGUGACACUCGCACUAAAUGUCCCAAUAGACGAAGAAGAGAACUUGGGCACAUUCACUCGACUCCCCAGAGACUUUUUCCACAUGAACGCGUACCCAAGCGGCACGUUUGUGCUGUGUGAUGUAAGAGACAAGCUUCAUCUUGAAAGGAAUCUGAAUGACACGCUUCGCAGAAUCAAGAGAGAUCUACAUAGAGAACAUGUUGGGUGUCCCCAUAGUCCUGCGCACUCCUUCUAUUACCAGAGGACAGGAGUGAAUCCUGCUAACACAAUUGAAAACCUGCCAUUAUACAAGGAAUAUGUUACAAUGUGCAUGAACAUAUUUUAUGGCUACAAACUUGGGCACCCAAUUCCAAAGCUCGACAUAUUCCGAAAGCUAAUGGAGGAUAGAAGAAACAUGAAAUUUAGCAUGUUUUCGAAUCAAUCCCAACAGGCCUCAAACUAG